GGUCCAGCCGCUGACCCCGCUGGGAUCCCGCGCCCUCGGUCCCCGCGUCCACUUCCCGUCCGGUCCGCGGCAGGCGCCGCCCUCCGGUCCCCGCCCGUCCCGGGAGGUUCUGUGGCUGCGGGUCUGGGUCCGCGCGGGGCACAAGGACGCCAGCGCCCGGGCCUGUGGCAGAGGAAGGCUCGCCCCGCGCACAGUCUGACUUAAACAUCUCUGAUGGCUAACGAAGCUUACCCUUGUCCGUGUGACAUUGGCCAUAGACUAGAGUAUGGAGGGAUGGGCCAUGAACUUCAAGUUGAGCACAUCAAGGCUUAUGUCACCAAGUCCCCUGUUGCUGCAGGCAAAGCUGUGAUUGUCAUUCAAGAUAUAUUUGGCUGGCAGUUGCCUAAUACCAGGUAUAUGGCUGACAUGAUCGCAGCAAAUGGAUACACAACCAUUGUUCCAGACUUCUUUGUAGGGCAGGAGCCGUGGGACCCCUCUGCCGACUGGUCCAUCUUCCCCGAGUGGUUGAAAACAAGGAAUGCCCGGAAGAUCGAUAAAGAGGUUGACGCUGUCUUGAGGUAUCUGAAAGAACAGUGUCAAGCCCAGAAAAUUGGCGUCGUGGGAUUCUGCUGGGGUGGAACUGCUGUCCAUCAUUUGAUGAUAAAAUACUCCGAGUUCAGGGCCGGGGUCUCCAUUUAUGGCAUCGUCAAGGAUUCUGAAGACAUUUAUAGUUUAAAGAACCCCACGCUGUUCAUUUUUGCUGAAAAUGACGUUGUGAUUCCACUUGAGCAAGUCUCUUUGCUGACCCAGAAGCUGAAGGAACACUGCAAAGUUGAUUAUCAAAUUAAAACGUUUUCUGGGCAAACUCAUGGGUUCGUGCAUAGAAAGAGAGAAGACUGUUCACCUGCUGACAAGCCCUACAUUGAUGAGGCAAGAAGGAAUUUACUUGAGUGGCUGAACAAGUACAUUUAGUCAUAAUCAAGUGCAACUUUCCUAAAAUAGCUGUUAUCCAGAAAACUGUUUUCAAACAUUUACAUCAUUUAAUUUUCACUUUAUGUAAAAUAAAUUUAGAAAUUCUGAAAUUACUUUGUCUGAAACUCAAAUUCAGUAGGAAUGUUAAUGUAUGACAUAAUUGAAUUUUGAAUGUGCGUAUCAAAUAAAAAUUUGAAAACUAGGUCAGUACCUGGAGAGUUUGAAUGCUAAAGUAGUACCCUAAUUAUUAAUAAAAACCUAGGGCUAUUCAAGAACCUGGUGACAA
This is a messenger RNA of Nycticebus coucang (slow loris), 1237 nucleotides long. RefSeq names its product carboxymethylenebutenolidase homolog (gene CMBL). NCBI's taxonomy places the organism in Eukaryota, Metazoa, Chordata, Mammalia, Primates, Lorisidae. The coding region runs from base 214 to 951 and encodes 245 amino acids. Gene Ontology annotation, molecular function: hydrolase activity. The transcript has 6 exons. The record is from RefSeq and is a predicted model, not a curated record.